UUCUAUACAUUUGGGAUGCUCGUGGUGAAAUUGAUUUCAAAACGACCACAGAAACAUUAUUUCCUUUUCUUUUGUUUUUUUGCAGAGAAACGACGCAUCCUGGACAGCAUCUCCGGCGAGUUUAAGGCGGGCCAGCUGACGGCCAUCAUGGGGCCGUCGGGCGCGGGCAAGUCCACCCUGCUGGACGUGCUCUCGGGAUACACAUCCUCGGGCUUCCACGGACGACUUCUCGUCAACGGCUCCCCCCGGGACUCGCGCACCUUCCGGAGGCAGAGCGUGUACAUCCAGCAGGACGCCUCCCUCCACCCGCAGCUCACCGUGUCCGAGGCCAUGAACGUGGCCUCGGUGCUCAAGCUGGGUCGGCGGGGACCCGAGAUCGACGAGGUGCUGUACUCGCUGGGGCUGCUGGAGCAGCGCGACACCAUGACGUCGAGCCUGUCUGGCGGCCAGCUCAAGAGGCUGGCCACGGCCCUGGAGCUGCUCAGCAACCCCCCCGUCAUGUUCUUCGACGAGCCCACCAGCGGCCUGGACUCGUCCACCACCAAGCAGUGCGUCGGCGUGCUACGCAGGCUGGCGCGCCAGGGCCGCACCGUGGUCUGCACGAUCCACCAGCCGUCGGCCACCGUGUUCGAGAUGCUGGACCAGCUGUACCUGGUGGUGGGCGGGCGCUGCGCCUACAGCGGCCACACCGCCAACCUCCUGCCGUACCUGGCCGGCCUGGGGCUCCGCUGCCCGCCCUACCACAACCCGGCGGACUACGCGCUCGAGGUCGCCGGCGGCGAGUACGGCGACUUCUCCGAGGAGCUGGUGAAGGCCAGCGACAACGGCCGCUGCGUCAUGUGGACGACCACCUACACGGCUAAGCAGGCCCUCCCGGGGGUGGCGGGGACCUCGGCGGCGACGGACGCCGCGGGCAGGCUGUCCAGACAGAGCAGCUCGGUGGCGUCCUCGUCGUCGCAGUCCGAGGUGAAGCCCGGGCGGUGUAGUCGCCAGAAGCUCACGUACCCGACCACCUUUUGGCUGCAGCUGUACGUCCUCAUCAAGAGGACCUUCCUCAAGGGCCUGCGCGACAGAAUGCUGUGCCACUCCCGCCUCUACAUCCACCUCGUGGCCGGACUGCUCAUCGGGGUGCUCUUCCUGGACAUCGGCGGCGACGCGGCGCACGUCUUCCACAACUUCAGCCUUCUCUUCUUCUGCCUCAUGUUUCUCAUGUUCACCGCGCUGUCUGCCAUGAUCCUGGCCUUUCCGCUGGAGAUGCCUAUCAUCGCCCGGGAGCACUUCAACCGCUGGUACUCGCUCAAGUCGUACUUCCUGGCGGUGACGAUGGCGGACGUGCCGCUGCAGGGGGUGUGCGUGUGCGUGUACACGGCCGUGGUGUACUACAUGACGGCGCAGCCCAUGGAGCCGCUGCGCUUCCUGCAGUUCCUCCUCAUCUGCGCCCUGGUCUCGUUCGUGGCGCAGAGCGUCGGCCUGCUGGUGGGCGCCGCCAUGAAGGUGGAGCACGGAGUCAUCUUUGGGCCGCUCGUCAUCCUGCCCUUCACCAUCUUCUCCGGCUACUUCGUGAUCCAGCGCGACGCGCCCGCCAGCAUGCAGUGGCUGUUCAAGGCGUCCUACCUCAAGUACGGCCUGUCCGGCUCCAUGCUGGCCGUGUACGGCUACGGCCGCGCGCCGCUGGAGCGCUGCUCCGAGGACUACUGCCACUUCAAGCGACCAGACAAGUUCCUCCACGAGCUGGACCUGGACGAGGGCAACUACUGGCUGGACGCCGCCAUCCUGUUCGCCAUCGGCUCCGUCCUCAGACUGGGCGCCUACUUUGUGCUCAAGUUCCGACUGAGGCGCUUUCGACAGUAGGACCGGCAGUGACUAAUGACUGUCUGAAUGAUAGUGAGUGUGUAUGAGUGUGUGUUUGUGUGUGCGUGAUUAAAAUGUGCAUUCAAAAUAUCAUAAACAAAGAAUCCACGGUGUGGUGACUUGAUCAGGCUGUAAUACCUCGGUGUCUUCAGAUUUUAGUGGGAAGAGUCAGUCUGUAUAGUGUAUUUAUUUUUGUACAUGUAGUUAGUGAAAUGUUUAUGGAGGGUAAUUAGGCUAUGUGGCAUUUUGUUAAGGUUCCUCGCCAUUUUAAAUCAAAAUCCGUCUUUAGCGUGGAUUUGUUUCUUUCGUUGUUCUUUCCGAACUUCUUUUGCAUCAAAGGGAGUUUCGGUGCAUUGCGUAUUAUUAUACUUUACGAGUUGGAUGCGUGUCUGUAUCCUAUUUAAAAACUGAAUAGUAUUUCGAUGUCCGUGCUGACUUGACUGGAGAAGAAUUGUCGCUCAAAACGCUUACACUUUCACGGAUCUCACUUAGGUAUCCAGCGAUGCAUACGACCUCGGCCCUUUUCGUGUGAGAGGGGGCCGGAGUGUCCAGUCGCAAAAUGUGCCAGAGUAGAAAUUACUUGAGGUAAAUUUGAUGACGGAGUUUAAGCGAAACUGAAGUCUUGUGUGCCUCUUCGGCCGUCACUGGGCAAACACAAACAAGAACUGUGUAUGUAUCUAGUUUCGCCUCGUUUGUGAUACGUAGCUUAAGUACAUGUUUUCGUGCAUUUUAUAACUGUCAGUGAUAUAUGGUAUAUUCCAGAGUGCCUAACAGAUUCUGUCUGAAUCUAUUCGAAUUACUCACGAAACCGUAAAGUUAUCGUUAAGUUCUUUCACUAAAAAAACCAAAGAGGAUUUCAUAUCAAGAUUCAUGGAGGGUUCUGAACACCAGUACAGAAUACAUUUUAUUAUUAGUUAAUUAGGUUUACCCGUUCUUAUUCUUGGCAUUUGUAUUGCUGUAAUAAUGAUCAUGUCAUAGCAGUCAUUUUGUGCCAGUGACUGGGUUGUAAUUUUUUGGCUCUUGUCUGUAGUAAGUUUUUACUGUUAUGUAUUAUGUUAUAUGCCAUGUGAUUUACAGAUUUUAUUAUAUUAAAUAUGAUAAUGGUCAGGA
This is a messenger RNA of Frankliniella occidentalis (western flower thrips), 2961 nucleotides long. RefSeq names its product ATP-binding cassette sub-family G member 4-like. Gene Ontology annotation, molecular function: ATP binding; ABC-type transporter activity; ATP hydrolysis activity. Bases 16 to 1851 code for a protein of 611 amino acids. The transcript is spliced from 6 exons. Gene Ontology annotation, cellular component: plasma membrane. The record is from RefSeq and is a predicted model, not a curated record. NCBI's taxonomy places the organism in Eukaryota, Metazoa, Arthropoda, Insecta, Thysanoptera, Thripidae.